AUGAAUUGGUUCCUGCUCUCAGUUUUGCUGGUGGUCACACCAACGGGUUUCGCUCAGAGAUGCCCGAGUGGUUGGACCAUGUACCAAGAUAGCUGUUUCAUUAUCUACACUAACUGGAGGAAUUGGUAUGAUGCCAGGCUGGCUUGCCAAGCACAGCAGGGUGACUUGCCCAUCAUCACCAGCGUGGAGAUGAAUACAUUUCUGAUGACAUUCACGCAGCAAGCAGGGAAUACUGCCUGGAUUGGACUGAAUGAUUUUGAGACAGAGGGAACAUUUCAAUGGAAUGAUGGCACAGCGUUAACUGCUCCUGUUGACACUCUGUGGAUGAGUAACAAUCCUAACGAUCCUGAUGGUUCAGAGGACUGUGCUGCACUGAGAGCCGAUGGGACAUGGGUGGAUUUAUCUUGCAUUUUAAAUAAACACACUUUGUGCCAAAGACCGAAUGAUAUUCCCCUGAAGUGUGAUGAAGCCAACGGCUGGGUCUCGGCUGGUGGCAAGUGCCAUAGGUAUCAGAACUGGGACUCGACGUGGGACGAUGCUAGGCGAUACUGCCAGACCCUAGGUGGUGACCUGAUCAGCAUACAGACUGACGAGGAACAGAAUGUAGCUAGGCUUCAGGUUCAGGCUAACUUUCAGUCCAUCUGGAUUGGCGCGUCCGAUAAGAUCAGUAAUGUAGCUGGUUCCUACACUUGGCCUGAUGGAUCAGCGUUAAGUAUGACCAAUUGGGCACCAGGACAACCUGACAAUCAGUUUUUCUCUCUGGGAGGUAACUGUGCUGGUAUCCUAGACAUGUCUACCAAUGGAGAAUGGAGUACAUCCCCUUGUACCUCACAACGGAAAUUCAUCUGUGAGAAAGAUGAAGGAACUUGUCCUGUUGGAUGGAGAAUCCAUGGUGGUCAAUGCUAUCAGUUUAAUACCUACUCAGCGAUGACUUGGACUGAUGCUAAGCAUAACUGUGAGGCACAAGGUGCUUUCUUAGCAUCCAUCUUCAGUGAUGAUGAGAAUGACUUUGUGUUCCGCCAGUUUGAUGAUCUGACAGGGGUUGGCGUCACUGACAUCUGGAUUGGAAUAUCAGAUUACAGCUUGGAUGGUCAGUUUGCAUGGGUUGAUGGUGCAUCAGUGUCUUACAAUAACUGGAAUCCAGGAAUGCCUGUAGACACGUUGAACCAACCGGACUGUGGAACCAUCUACCUUGGUGACAGUGCUGCCCGAUGGGACACAGCAAAUUGCUUUCUUCUUCAAUCAUUUAUUUGUAAAGUCCCAGUUGGUCAACAAGUAUUCCCACUGGAUCCAAUGUCUGGGGUUGGUAACUGCCCAACUGACUGGAGCUUGUUUGGUGAUUUCUGUUUCUUCGUGGAUACCACCCAGACGUCCUUCAAUGAUGCAGAGACCAGAUGUGAAACCAAGGGAGCCAAACUAGCCAGUAUCCACUCAGCUGAGGUGCAGUCUUACCUCUCAUUGAGAACGUCCAUGAGUAAUACCAAUCUAUGGAUUGGAUUACAUGACCGCAGCAACGAAGGCAUCUUUGAGUGGGUUGACAAAACACCUUUAGACUUUACCAACUGGAAUGUGGGUGAGCCCAACGAUUACGGUAGUGGUGAAGACUGUGUUCAUCUCCGCCCAGGGGAGACAGAAGCUGGAACCUGGAAUGACUUGGUGUGCUCUGGCACUAACUCUGGUUUCAUAUGCCAGUUAGACAAAGAAUGUGAAGUACUGGAUUCUACAUCAACGGAUGAGAACUACUAUUACCGUUACCACCCGUCCCAGGCCAACAUAGAGAGAGUAGAAUUCAAGGUCAAGGCUGCUAGCGACGUCCACAUCGGUCUCAGCUCAGCAAGCAGUAACCAACCGGCCAUGUACGAGAUCAUCAUCGGCGGCUGGACCAACAGCAACUCCGCCAUCCGACGCUGCGCCCAGUGUCCCACUAACGAGGUGUACAUCAGCACGCCUAAUUUUCUCAGCGAUAAAGAAUUCCGCGGCUUCUGGGUCGAGUAUGACCUGGCCACAGGAAAGCUGGACGUGGGAAGGCAGGGUCAGAGUGCGUUUAUGACGUGGACGGACCCCUCACCUUUGGACGUGAAGUACGUUGGUUACUCUACGGGAUACGGGUUCAGCGGCCAGUUCCAGUUUUGCAAUCUUUUUGCCGGUGUAGCUUCAACACCAGUGCCACGGCCAACUCCUGCGUUUGACGCUCGUUGUGGUAAGGGCUGGGAAUAUGCUGAGCUUUUGGGUCAGUGCUUCUGGUUUGCUAUGUCGGACUAUAGGACGUGGGCCGAUGCAAGAGAGCAAUGCAUGCUGGGAGGUGGUGACCUCAUCAGCUUUGUGAGUGCAACAGAACAGACUUACAUCAAUGCUCGUUUGGUGUUUGAAAGUGAGCCCUCUGCGUGGAUUGGAGCUAACGACAUUUCUGCAAAUGGUGGAUGGGUCUGGAGUGACGGGUCACCAUUCAAAUUCCUCAACUGGAAUGCAGGAGAGCCCAAUGAUUUCGAAGACGGUGAGCACUGCAGCGAACUGUACACUUCCAACGGUAGAUGGAAUGACAUCCCCUGUGAACGGACAAUGGGGUACAUCUGCAAGAAAGAUGGUUACUUAGUGUCCCACUUCACCGUCAUCCCUAACUCCUACCUCCAAGAUGUCGACGUUCUCGUCAUCACCAAUAUUUACCCAGAGGAGUGCGCCAAGCGCUGCGUCAUGGAAACCUCCUUUGUCUGCCUGUCAUUUGACUACGAUAAGAAUACAAAGAUUUGUGCGCUGAGCGACAGGAAUAUGGACAGUGUGAAUGGACUGUUUACAGCUAUUGGAGUUGACUACUAUCAACUUGUUCCUGGUAUAGCUCCGCCUACCCAACCCGCUACCCUCGCCCCUGGCUACCGAUGCCCAGCUGGUUGGACUUCCUACGGUGAUUAUUGUUACCAGGCCCAGCCAGGAGACGGUACCUGGACCGAAGCCCUUGAGGACUGCAGAAGAAUGAGUGCGGAUCUGAUCUCCAUCCACGACAGCAAUGAGAAUAAUUAUAUCGUUUCUGUCAUGCUAGAGAAUGGGCUGACUGGUCAAAUAUGGUCUGGCAUGAGCGACACCGUUUCAUCCUUGACCUUCGAAUGGACAGACCGCUCACCGGUCACCUUCACACAAUGGGCCAUCAACGAACCCAACAACUACGAAGGCAAGAAUGAAGAUUGCGUGGAGAUCUACACAGAUGGAACAUGGAACGACCAGGAUUGUGAGGAUCGUAAUCAUUACAUCUGUAAACAGAUGAAGCAGAAUCUGGGACCAACUCAAUUUCCUAUCACUCCAAAUGGCUGUGAUUCGGGUUGGGUCGCCUUUGAGUCAUCCUGUUAUAAAUUUGAAGAUGCUUCAGAAGUGUCUUGGGACCAGGCCAACAAUGACUGCGCAGCAGUAGGAGCACAUCUUAUAGCCGUCAGAGAUAGAUUUGAGCAGUCUUUCCUAGCCAGCCGACUCGGUGUUCAGAACGGUCAGAUGUUCUGGAUCGGGAUGAGUGAAACAGCACAGAAAGGCUCCUACGAGUGGGUUAACAAUGAUCCCAUUACUUACACCAACUGGGGACGAGGACAACCUGACGACUCUAGAGGUAGCUGUGUAGCCUCGUCGUCUGGAGUCAGCAGCGGUCUCUGGAGCGUCGCCAACUGUGACAUGACCAACAACUAUGUCUGUGAGUCGCAACGAACGGGUUACACGCCAGCUCCGGUCGUUACUGAACCCUCUCCGACGUUACCUACCAACAUCGGAUGUCCAGUCGGCUGGAUUGGGUGGGGAGACAACUGCUUCAAGCCCUUCCAACCUGCAAAUAAGAAAUCCUUUUGGGACGCUGAAGCCCAGUGUGUCAGUCUCGGAGCAAAUCUAGCAAGCUUUCAUACCCCCGAGGAAGAAACAUACCUUAAAGUCCAGGCUGACGUUUUUAACAAUGAGCCAUUUUGGAUUGGACUUCAUGAUUCACAAAAUGAAGGAGGUUUUGAGUGGACUGAUGGAUCUGUAGUCUCGUACACCAACUGGAACGACGGUGAACCCAACGACUAUAAUACUGGUGAGGACUGUACAGAGAUGUUCUUUGACAACCGGAAAUGGAAUGAUCAAAGUUGUAACCAAUUGCAAGGAUGGGUCUGCAAAAUCUCGAGAGUUAUGGGUUGUGCAGAUGGAUGGAGGAUCUAUGAUGACAUGUGCUUCUUGAUUCAGCCUCAGAUACUGAGCUACAAUGAUGCGAGGGCAACCUGUGUGGCCGAUCAGGCCGACCUGGCCAUCAUCACUAGCUUGGAUAUGAACACAUGGCUUACACGAUACGUUUCUGCCUCUGGGAAUGCCCAUUGGAUUGGUCUUCAUGAUCUAUCCGACGAGAACCAGUUUGUGUGGGUAGACGGCACGCCACUCAGUUCAGAUCUCGCAACUCUUUGGGAUAAUGGACAACCUGAUAACUACGGUGCCGAUGGAGAGGACUGCACCGUCUUGAAAGAUAAUGGACGAUGGAACGAUGCUUACUGUACUUACAACAAACCAUUUGUUUGCCAGAGACCUGUAGUGUUAUGCCCUGAUGGCUGGACCCUGUACAAGGGACUGUGUUAUAAGCUCAUGCCUGACCAGAAGACUUGGAACGAUGCAAGGCUGACCUGUCAGAGCACGCAAGGAGACCUCGCUAAAAUCACCAGCUCAGAAUUAAACUCAUGGCUUGCCACCAAGGUGGGCGGGGCUGGAGGUGAACAUUACAUAGGUCUCCAUGAUUUGAGUAACGAAGGUCGCUUCUCCUGGACUGAUGGCUCUUCACUGGACCAAAGUCUCACAUCUCUCUGGGAUGUCAGCGAACCCAAUAAUUUUGGUAAUGGUGAAGACUGUGUCGUCCUGAAAGACAAUGCACUAUGGAAUGAUUUAGAUUGCACUGCUCUUAGGCCCUAUAUCUGCGUGAGGCCUUACGGGGAUAUACCGUUUACAACAGCUGUGCCAGAAUUUCCAGUAUGCCCAACCGAAGCAGACUGGUUCCUGAAUGGUGAUUCGUGCUUCUACUUCAGUACAACCGUCGCGAACGCCGAGCGUAAGAGCUGGCAAGAAGCGGAAGGAUGGUGCAACCAGGAAGGCGGCAACCUGGCCUCUGUUCACGGUUCGGAUGAACAGAACUUCAUAAACAACAAGAUGGCUGGGUUGACUGUAGAAUCCCACUGGAUUGGAAUCAGAGAGUACGAAAUUGAGGGAAAAUACACGUGGUCCGACAACACCCCGAUUGACUUUGAGAACUGGGUUGCUGGUGAACCCAAUGACUUCAAUGGGGAGGAACAGUGCGGUGAAUUGUACGCUGGAGAUGGUAAAUGGAACGACGCCAACUGCGGCAUCGAUAAGAACUUCAUCUGCAGGAAGAAUGUCAACUCUGUAAACCCCAUCACCUAUGCACCGACCCCAGUACCCACUGGUAACUGCCCGAGCGGGUCCAUUAAAUUUGACAACUGGUGCUACACGUUCUAUGGGGAGCAGGAGACAGACAGGAAGACAUGGGAGGAUGCCAGGGAAGCAUGCGAAGCAACGUCGGGAUACAGAAUGGCUGUUCUUCAUUCCGCACCACUGCAAGCAUUCCUCACAACCAAGCUGAAGGGCCUGGACUAUCGUAUGUGGAUUGGACUCAGCGAUCUCACCAUCAACUCACAGUUUGUGUGGAUAGACGGUACCGCUGUGGACUUCACCAACUGGGGACCAGGGGAACCAAAUGAAGCCGGUGAUGGGGAGGACUGUGUUGAGAUGUAUUAUGACUCGACCUCGGCUGGAGAGUGGAAUGACGUCAGCUGCUCUAAAGUCAACGGCUACGUCUGCCAAUCAUACAUCGAUCCCUUCCUACCGCCUCAAUUGACGCCCAUCAACCCCUGCCCAGCGGGCUACAGUAACUACGGCAAUGGGUGCUUCAAGGUGUUGCCCACACCGAUGACGUUCAGCGAUGCAAACGCGCAGUGUAAGAGAGACGACAAUGUGUUCCUUGCCAGUAUCAUGGAUCCGUACGAGCAGGCCUAUGUGGAGACCCUCCUUCAUGACAAUGGCGGGACGCCGGUGUGGAUUGGUAUGGUGGACGACAAGGUUGAAGGCAUGUAUCAGUGGGUUGAUGGCUGGCCAAUAUGGUUCACCCACUGGGGGCGUAGUGAGCCCAGCAGAGGGGCCGGUGAGGGAUGCGUUGCCAUGGAGCCCAGCGGUAACUGGAACGACACCAGAUGCAGUGAUGUCUACUACGGAGUCUGUAAAUAUUCUCUGGUACCAUUGCCCACCGAUCACCCAGAUACACCCGGUUACUGUCCAGACAACUGGUCCCCAUACGGCAGUGAUUGUUACUACUUUCAACCUGAAGGCCAGGACCUCAUUGAGUGGCCCAUUGCACAGUUUGAUUGCAGCAGCAUGGGCGGCCAGCUCGCUGAUAUUCACUCUGUCCAGGAGAACGAAUUCGUUCGCACCGGUACCAAACGAUCUGACUCUAUGUGGAUCGGACUUUAUCGCUCAGACACAGGUGGUUUUUCAUGGGAAGACAACUCCGGUGUGGACUACGUGAACUGGGCCGAGGGUGAACCCAGCCUACAGCAUAACGGUGAUCAUGAAAACUGUGUAGAGUUAUACCUCAACAAUGGCCGCUGGAAUGAUAUCGACUGCAAACAGAUUAAAUCCUAUGUCUGCAAAAUGCCAAAAAUGCCGAUUACCUCGGCCCCAGGACUGAAGACCGACAUGCAGAAAACAGACCCCCUUGUUACUCUCCCUGGCGGAGUUACCAAAUCCCCUCAAAAAUCCACUGGUGUCUCCACUGGAGUAAUUAUAGGGAUCAUCCUCGCUGUUCUUGUAGCUAUCCUCUUCAUUGGGCUGGUAGCCUUCUUCAUGGUAACCCGCGCCUCCAACAAAUCAAAAGCCCCUCUCGAUAUCGGCACAGUCGGGUUCGACAACGCUGUGUAUCAUACAGACACUGGGGUAGUUCAGGUACAAGACACAAUGCAGUCGGCAGCUGAGGCUUAACAAAUAACACCCAGCCCCUAUUUAAAAGAGAAGUAUGGCCGUGUCCGAAAUUGUGACUUUGACUAUAGCUACACAGCUGGAUCAGCAUGUCUGCCAGUGUUGAAGAAUAGCUACAGGUGCAAGCUACAUGUAGCCGUAGCUGCAGCCGAAGUCGUUGCUUUGGACACGGCCUACAGCUUUUAUUUGACAAUGAACAAUAGGUCUUUCAGAAAAUGGCCUUAGCCAUUGAAGAAGCUGUCUAGUUGUACUUGAAUUUAAUGACUUUGGCUUAUGGCUAUGGCUUUUUGUCAUAUCCACAGUGGAAGCCAUCCAAUUUAACAGAUCCUACAGAGACUGUGUUAGUGUUACUUAUUGAAUAGUGUGUGGGAAAAAUUGUAAAAGUUAGAAAUGCCCAUUUCUUGCACUUCCAUAAAAAAGGGUGUGAUUGGCAUACAUGUACAUUUUACAACAUUGGUACAAAGUUGAAAAGACGGCUGCUAGGGGCUUUCCAGGUUUGUAAUUUUUAAGUGUAUUUUUGGGUAUAAAAUGUUUAUACAUUAUGAACUGAUCCUAAAAAAUUAAAAUGCAGCAUUACAGUAAUAUUUCCAACACACAUAAAUCGCGUUGAGAACGCCAGUGAGGUUAAUUAAUCAAGAAAUCAAUGGCCUAUAAAGUUGUUAUGUAUAUUUCCCAUCAUGAAUAUUCAGUAUGUAUAAAUAUAAAGCUUUCUUUUUAAUUCUGUUGAAGAAGAGAGAUGCACCUUCCAAUCCAAACAUUGAAGCACAAAUUGUCCUUAAACAAUAGACCGAUCCAGUAGGCUCCGCCCCUGACGCACGUGUGAGCAAGGACACGUGGGGCUCUACAAUGCCUU
This is a messenger RNA of Asterias rubens (European starfish), 7828 nucleotides long. Its product is annotated as macrophage mannose receptor 1-like. NCBI's taxonomy places the organism in Eukaryota, Metazoa, Echinodermata, Asteroidea, Forcipulatida, Asteriidae. Gene Ontology annotation, molecular function: signaling receptor activity. The transcript is spliced from 49 exons. The record is from RefSeq and is a predicted model, not a curated record. Bases 1 to 6978 code for a protein of 2325 amino acids.